Sardina pilchardus (European sardine) is the source of this 808-nucleotide messenger RNA. Its product is annotated as retrotransposon-like protein 1. The record is from RefSeq and is a predicted model, not a curated record. Lineage: Eukaryota; Metazoa; Chordata; Actinopteri; Clupeiformes; Clupeidae. Bases 158 to 715 code for a protein of 185 amino acids. The transcript has 3 exons.
CUGAAGGGGUCAUGAUGCACUGCAGUGCCGUGGACACAUCUCCUCUAAUCCUCAAAGGGCCAGUGCUCAGUGCUGGACAACACUGCCUUGACAGUAGCCACAGCAACCUUGAGGCAGAGACAGUUGCUAGGCAAGUGGAAUUCAGUCUACGGAAAAGAUGAAUUUGGCAUUAAUCCAUGAGAAACUGAUCAUUAAGUCAUUCUGGGAGCAGCGCAUUGAUAAGCACUCCCAUGUAAGCGAGACUGAGGAAAGCAGAAUGAAGAAGAGCGCCCUGGGCAAGCUGAGAGAUGAAUGGCUCUGGAGAAUGGAGGCCCGAACCAAACAUCUGAAGACCUUCAACGAGGAACGCCUGAAGAGAACCAAGCCAGAGAAGCAGCUGGAGGAAUUACAGCAGAGGGAGGAGAAGAAAGCGAGAGAGGACGAUGAAGGGAAAGACAACAGGGAAGCUAAUGGGACGCAGGAGGUCGAGAACUCAGAGGACGUGGAGGAGAUGGAGCAGAAUGGAGAGGAGGAACCAAAUGAGAACUCGGAAGAACAGGAGGAGACUGAUGUAGUGGAGGAGACAGAAGUGACGGAGGUGAAUGAGGAGAGUGGGGGGAAUGAGCCAAAAGACACGGAGCAGGACGUUGAGAUUACACUGAACGGGGAGGUUGACUCAGAGGAGAUGCAGACCGAGAAGCCAGAAAUGGAGAUCGAGCCGACAGAGCAGGAGUGAGCCUCUUCCUUCUCGCUUUACCCCCACUAGUGAUGAACACAAAUGCCUGCCAUUCCCAAUAAAUUAUACAGUUGUAAUAGUCAGUUGCAUAGU